GAAGUUGCCGAAGUUGGGCCGCGAGCGGCGCGUCCUUCCUGCGCUCCGGCCGGUGCAUGAUGGAAGCAGCAUGGCCGCCCACCUCUCCCUGACACAGCUAUCAAGUGCAAAUGCUGUGUAUGAGAAAUUCUAUCGACAGGUUGAUUCUGCUAACACUGGAAGAGUGUUAGCUUCUGAUGCAGCUGUUUUCUUGAAAAAGUCUGGAUUGACAGAUUUGGUGCUUGGAAAGAUUUGGGACUUAGCUGAUACUGAUGGCAAAGGUAUCCUGAACAAACAGGAAUUUUUUGUGGCUUUGCGACUUGUAGCAUGUGCACAGAAUGGAUUGGAUGUUUCCCUGAGCAGUCUUAACUUGCCUGUUCCCCCACCAAGAUUUACUGAUACCAGUAGUCCUUUGCUACUCAGUGGAGCAGCAUCAGCUGACGUACCAUGGGCUGUUAAGCUUGAAGACAAGGCCAAGUAUGAUGCUAUUUUUGAUAGUCUCAAUCCUGUGAAUGGACUCUUGUCAGGUGAUAAGGUGAAACCUGUGCUCCUUAACUCAAAACUACCAGUGGAUAUCUUAGGACGGGUGUGGGAAUUAAGUGAUAUUGACCGUGAUGGGAUGUUGGAUCGAGAUGAGUUUGCGGUUGCCAUGUUCUUGGUGUACUGCGCUCUGGAGAAGGAACCAGUGCCAAUGUCCCUGCCUGCUGCUUUGGUGCCACCAUCCAAGCGAAAACCUGUUAGUGUUCCAGGAGCAAUGCCAUUAAUUCCAUCUUCACUGUCUGCUAAAGAGUCUCAUCAAUCCUUGCCACCUGUAGGUGUUUUACCUGCCAAAACACCAUUAACACAGUGGGUUGUAUCUCCUACAGACAAAAUGAAGUAUGAUGAGAUCUUUGUGAAAACUGACAAAGACAUGGAUGGCUUUGUGUCGGGUGUGGAAGCCAGAGAACUGUUCUUGAAGACGGGGCUGCCUUCUGCUCUGCUUGCCCAUAUCUGGGCUCUCUGUGACACAAAAGACUGUGGAAAACUUUCAAAAGAACAGUUUGCCUUGGCUUUCUAUUUAAUUAAUCAGAAGUUAUCAAAGGGCAUCGACCCACCUCAGGCUCUGACUCCAGAGAUGAUUCCACCUUCCGACAGGGGUGUCGGUUUACAGAAGAGCACUCAAGGACUGAGUUCUGUAGCAGACUUUUCUGCAAUUAAGGAACUUGAUACAUUAAACAAUGAAAUAGUAGACCUGCAGAGGGAAAAGAAUAAUGUAGAGCAAGACCUGAAGGAGAAAGAAGAUGCCAUCAAACAGAGGACAAGUGAGGUUCAGGAUCUACAAGAUGAAGUGAAACGGGAGAGCAGUAAUUUGCAAAAGCUGCAAGCUCAGAAACAGGAAGCCCAGGAAAUCCUUAAUGAUCUUGAUGAGCAGAAGGCUAAGCUGGAAGAGCAACUUAAUGAUAUAAGGCAGAAGUGUGCAGAGGAGGCCCAUUUGAUUGCUGUGCUGAAGGGUGAAAUUACAAGUCAAGAAUCAAAAAUUUCAGCCUAUGAAGAUGAACUAACCAAAGCUCAAGAGGAGCUGAGUCGCCUGCAGCAAGAAACUGCAGAGCUUGAGCACUGCAUAGAGUCUGGGAAAGCACAGCUGGGACCUCUUCAGCAACAUCUGCAAGAUUCACAACAGGAAAUCAAUUUAGUGCAGGCAAAACUUCUUGAGCUGAAAGAGUUGGAAAAGAACCAAUUCAGUUGGCACUCCCAGCCAAACAAUAUUCUUGUUAAUGGAACUGCAGAUCACUCUAGUCUUAGCAACAGCAGCAGUGAAACUGCUAACCUUAAUGAUAAUGCUGAAAGGGAAAGUUUAGCAGAAGAUGAACAAAUAAGCAAUGCGGCUCCAAUAAGAAAUAGUCCUGAAACAACAGAAGCUAUUGUGGAAGAAAAAAAAGAAACCCCAGCUGCAACUGUUACAAAACAAGAAGAUCCAUUCGAUGCUGAAUCUCAUCCAUUACCUGACCUAGUUUCUGAAGCCAGCUUAGACUUCUUCCAGUCUGACCCUUUUGUUGGCAGUGAUCCCUUCAAAGAUGACCCUUUUGGGAAAAUUGAUCCUUUUGGAGGUGAUCCUUUCAAAGGCUCAGAUCCUUUUGCAGCUGACUGUUUUUUCAAGCAAUCCUCCACUGAUCCAUUUGUAGCUGCAGGCACUGAUCCAUUUAGCGCUGCAAGCAACAGCAGCCUCACAACAGAAUCACUGAAGAAAAAUGACCCUUUUGCUCCUGGUGGAACGACUGUUACGACAUCAAACGAUCUAGCUACAGACCCCUUUGCAUCUCUGUUUGGAAAUGAAUCAUUUGGAAGCAGCUUUGCUGACUUCAGCAUGUUGUCCAAGGCCAACAACGAAGAUCCCUUUAGUUCUUCUGCAUCAGGUUCUGUCAACAAUGUGAUCGUAACUAAAAACGUAUUUGAGGAAUCACCAGACAAAAAUGAGGAUGUUCCUCCUGCACUGCCACCUAAAACAGGAACUCCCACAAGGCCGUGUCCACCACCACCUGGGAAAAGACCUAUCAAUCAAAUAGACUCUUCAGAUUCCUUUAAAUCGACCGAUCCAUUUCAGCCUUUCCCUACCCCAGACAUUCCCAAAGAACAAGAAGCAGAUCUAUUCUGUGAUCCAUUUGCUCCCACCAGCAUCAGUAAAGAGGCUGACCCCAACAAUUUUGCAAACUUCAGUACUUAUUCUACUGAGGAAGACAUGAUUGAAUGGGCUAAGAGGGAAAGUGAGAGAGAAGAGAAAGAAAGACUUGCAAGAUUAAAGCAGCAAGAGCAAGAGGAUUUGGAACUGGCUAUUGCACUCAGUAAAUCUGAAAUAUCAGAAGCAUGAAGUCUAGAAUAAGAUUGCGUCUUAUAUCAGCUGUUUUGUCUCUUUUCCUGAAUACUUAACCUAUUUAAAUGUUAAUCAGAAGUAACAUAUAUACAGGAUGCAAGAAAAUAUGAAAGGUUUUAAACUUCUGAAAGUGGUUGAACACUUUUUUCCCAUGCUGACUUGUAAUUUCCUUAAAUUUCAUUAACUUUAUCAAACAACUAGUAUCAUACUGCUCUAGUAUGUAUACUUUUGAUCUUCUUGCCUGUGCUAUUUUUAUGCUGCAAACCAAGCACACCAAAGUAUCUGUUUAACAGAAAGAGUGUCUGCAGAUCAUCUUUAGGAUCACUGAUUGUCAUUCUAAUCAUGCAUGAAAAGAUUUUCGUGAGCAUUUGUUACCACAAAUCCUGAAAUUCAAAGAUGAGAAAACAUUGUCCCAAUCAAGUUCCUUCAGAAAGAAUGCUGGUGAAAGUAGCACAGUACCGAAGAUGAAACCUCCAUGGCCAUGUUUUUGUAUUUAGAUUGUUCUUUUAUGGCUUUGUUUCCUUUUAGGUCUAUUUGGCAGAUUUUUAGUUACAAGAUGUUAACUGAGAACACCUGUUUGGUUUUUGAACUGUCUAAUAAGAAUGUUAUAUAGCUUAUUCUUAUCGAAUAUCUUUUAAAGAUGUGUGAAUGUUUCUGCUGAAUUCAAUUUUCUGCUUAUUGUUUAAAUAACUGCUUAUUUUAGUAUUUAAAUUCUCAUGUUUUCAGAAAAAUCAAGCACAUUUCCCACCUGUAAGUCAGCUCGAAAUGCAGGUAGUGAGAUAGUUGUUUGACUGUAAUUGGUCAGGAGCUGCAAAUUGAGCAAAAAGUGGCAUAAAGCAAUUGUUCUGCCAUGGCUGACACUCUCUCAUUAAGCAGUUAGUUAUUUAAAACCUUUUGUACUUCUAAGGAAAUCUUAGUAAUGCCAGAGUUGUAGAGUGCUUUAUUUUAUAUGUAUGCAUAUAUAUUUUUCUCAUUAAUGAAGGUUCUACUGUUGGACUUGAAAUAAUAAUUUUUAUGGCAUCUAAAUGGGAAAGACUGCAUCUUACUGAAACCUUUUUCUUGCUUUUCUUGCAUGGUUUUAGGUUUUAAGACAGUCAGAUACUGUUUUAUAAAGCAACUAAAUUGAAGAUUUAUGUGCAUUUCUUGUUGGCAAGAUGACUGUCAAAUUAUGAGGCCCCACUGCUAUUUGAGCCACUUUUGCCUAUGAAAUAUGCAGCUGAACUGGCAAAAUAGUAAGUUGAAUCUGAAAUACGAUUAAGAAUAGAAAGAAUACAUGUAGAGUUUUUUUUACAACUUUUUUUUUCUGUUUGUGUAAUUUAUUGAAUGCCAAUUGAUAGUUGCACCUUAAAAACUGAAUGAUGAUUUCUUUAUGGUCACUGAGUCAAAAUAAGAUUGAUAGAAUGUUAAUGAAAAUAACUUAAUGAAAGUAACUUAUUAUUCAUUUUACGAGAACUCCAAUCUGGAGAAUCAGUUUCACAAGAGCAGCUCCAAAAAGGAUCAUCUUUUGCCCUAUUUAAGAACAUUUGUAUGGCAGCAGCAUAAACCUUUAGGAUUUUUUUUUCUUGCACUUUUGACUUGUAAAAUUUCUGCUGAGGAAACAGAAAAAUUUCAAGACCCAACUCUUUGGGGGGUGAGGAGUAGGGAAGUACUGGGCCUUGUUUUCAUGUAUUUAAUCUCUUCCAGUUACCUACCAGUGCUGCUGCUGCAAGAAUCUUGAGAGUAGUUCUCAGUUUUUCAGGAAAAUGGGUAACUUGACUUGGACAAUUUUCUUUUGCACUGGGAAAUGAGCAUUUAAACAUCUGCUCUAAAAAGUAACAAAACUUUUGCAAGUAUUAUAACUUAUCUAUACAUCUUUGUAAUGAGUGUACACUAAUCUUGCAAAUUGUAUGCUUAACUGGAUUACAUAGUUUCUUAUCUUUUGUUAAAAAUGUAUACUCAGUGGACCAACACAAUAUUAUAUGUAUAUAUUAUAUAUAUAUAUAUAUUCUUUCCUUUCCUUUAUGGAAUUUAAAGUUUUGAGUCAUUUGAUGUUACAUUUCAUGUUACUGACUCUGACUAUAAUACUUCUACUCAGACUACCAAUAAACCACUGCUGUGAGCUAAAUGG
This is a messenger RNA of Nothoprocta perdicaria, 4934 nucleotides long. It is a transcript of the gene EPS15, whose product is annotated as epidermal growth factor receptor pathway substrate 15. Gene Ontology annotation, molecular function: calcium ion binding; cadherin binding. NCBI's taxonomy places the organism in Eukaryota, Metazoa, Chordata, Aves, Tinamiformes, Tinamidae. The record is from RefSeq and is a predicted model, not a curated record. Gene Ontology annotation, biological process: endocytosis; endosomal transport. The coding region runs from base 71 to 2824 and encodes 917 amino acids. The transcript is spliced from 25 exons. Gene Ontology annotation, cellular component: clathrin coat of coated pit; cytoplasm; plasma membrane.